Molecule: messenger RNA, 2219 nt
Organism: Ciona intestinalis (vase tunicate)
Lineage: Eukaryota; Metazoa; Chordata; Ascidiacea; Phlebobranchia; Cionidae
Source: RefSeq, a predicted model, not a curated record
CAUUUGUAUUGUUAAAAAUUCCUAUGGUAAAACGAAUCGGUUAUUUACUUUUUUUAUCCCUUUAAAUUCUUACAGCAGCUCACCAAAAACGUGCAGAACUAAGUUCUCUUUUUCAACCGUUUUGUCAACGAGUGGCGCAUUCUAAAAGUGUAAGUGACCAAUCCAUUAAGAACUGUAUAUUGUUGUAUAGAAUCAACCGAAGACAUUCGUACUUGGUGGAAGAAAAUGUCGGAAAGUGAAGAAAAUGCAACUGCUAUCCAAGAAAGGCUUUUGAUGUCAUCACUGCACGCCGCGAUUUCGUACGGCAAGCUCGGCUCGGACUUCUCGCCACUCGGUGUCUCCACACACGCAAUCUGAGCGGCGUGUUUCUUUGUCCACAUGAAAGAUGGGGCUUCUAAUGGCAAUCAAAUUGCUGAAGAGAGCUCCACAAGUGAAGACGGGAAAAAAGAGACUGCUGAAGCAGCUGCAGUGAAGAAAAUUAAACGAGAAAACUUAAGAAAGAGAAGCACAUCAGUUGAUCGAAGCUCUUCUUCUUCUUCAUCAUCUUCUUCAGAGAGUGAAGAGGAACGUAAGAAGAAGAAAAAGAAAUAUCGGAAACGAAAAUCUCGUUCUCCAAAAAGAAAACAUACUAAGUCGAAAAAAUCUCGCAAAUCACGUGAACGAAGUGUUAGCAGCGAUAGAAGUGCUUCACGUAGAACGAAAGAAAGGUCCUCUCCAGAAGCAGAAAGGUUAGAGAAAGAUAAAAAAAGGAAUUCUGAUGCAGAAAAUUCUGAUUCAAAAGAUAAUGACUCUAAAAUGCAUAGACCACCAACUGCAACUGAGUCAAGACUUCUAAAACUUGCUGAAACAAAAAUCGUGAAAGAAAAAUCACGAUCACGAAGCAAACGCAAAUCACGAUCACGAGACAGGAGGUCACGGUCACGAGACAGGAGGUCACGGUCACGAGACAGGAGGUCACGGUCACGUGACAAGAAGAAGCGCUCACGAUCACGUGAUAGAACGCAUAAAUCACGAGAUCGCAGGAAUGUAUCACGUGAAAGAAGAUCACGUUCACGUGACCGCAGACGGUCUAGAGAUGGAAAGAGACGAUCACGGUCACGUGAUAGAAGAAAUUCUCGAUCACGUGACAGAAGGCGUUCACGCUCACGAGAAAGAAGAAGAUCACGAUCACGUGAUAGAAGCAGAAGGCGUAGAUCACAAUCACGUGAUAGGCGACCAAGAUCACGAUCACGUGAUAGGAGAAGAAGAAGAUCACGUUCACGAAGAUCAAGGUCCUCGUCAAGCUCGCCGUACAGAUUUGGAUUCGAUAAAGCGAUGGACUCUCAAGAGAGAUUAGCUCGGAGGUUGGAAAGAGCGAAAGAGCUCACAAGGAUCAAACAAGAAGAGGAAGCAAAAAAGAGAUCAGAAACUGGCCUUGUCGGACUCAAAGAUACAGAAUUAAGAGCUGCUAUUGAAAAAGCUGCUCAAGCUAUCAUGACAACAAGUCCGAAAGAUCCUGGAUCAGUUGCUGUUCAGCCGUCUCCACAAAUGCUGGCGUUGAAAGCACAAGCUGAAAAAGCAACUGGUAUUACAAUACCAUCGUAUUAUAAUCCAAAUGUCAUCAAUCCAUUAUCGUAUGCAACACAAGAAGCAAAGAGAAAGAAGCUCUGGUCAAAAGCAGAGGAUAACACCACAUCGCAAGCUACUACAACUGCUACUACAAGUACUAGUUCCAGCUCUGGGUCCGUCUGGAGUAAAAUGACGUUAGGUGACAACAAAACUGAUGAAAAAUUUGCAAAAUUAAUGGGCAUAAAAUCUAAUGCAAAGGGUGUUGGGACAGAGGUUGAUGCUGAUGGCGUCAUGAAGAAACAGCAAGAGCUAAUGUCAAAUCUAGACAUGCAGUAUCAACAAGCAAGGAUAACUACACACACUCAGAGGGGUGUAGGAUUAGGUUUUUCCUCUGCAUAUGUGAACCCAAAUGCAGUAGCAACCCAACAAGCUGCAGACAAUACAGCACAGCCCCCACCUGCCACAUGAAGACAUUUAUGAAUAUUUUGCAUAUUAUUAAUUAAACUGUAAUUUGAUGAUGUAAAUAUGUCACACUCGCUCGAAAUUUGUAAAAAAUCGUGUUCUUUUUUUAAGUUAUGACCUUUUUAAAAGAGUAAAAUCAUGUAAAACAAUCAAGGAGCGGGAAGGACAGCUGACAUAACAAAGAUAAAAUGCUUCAAAUUUUAAAUAUA